Messenger RNA from Puccinia graminis f. sp. tritici CRL 75-36-700-3, 936 nucleotides. RefSeq lists its product as uncharacterized. The transcript is spliced from 2 exons. The coding region runs from base 1 to 936 and encodes 311 amino acids. The record is from RefSeq and is a predicted model, not a curated record. Lineage: Eukaryota; Fungi; Basidiomycota; Pucciniomycetes; Pucciniales; Pucciniaceae.
AUGAAACUGCUUGAGUACUCACACAAUGAGUCAAUCAAACAAACGGCUGAGGUGAAAAGGGGAAACGACAUCCAAGCUGAAUUAGUCGCGAUCAACCAAGCCAAAAAAAAUCUCAACUGUAUGCUUCAAAACCUCGAUGACUGCCCCGAUGACCUUGCGCGCGAGUACUUGGCUUCUGAAAAGCAGAGAAUCAUGGAAGAAAGACGACUUGCGAUGAAAAAAUCAUCCUCAUCAAGGCCCCAACCAUCCGUAGAAGAAGAUGGCGAAUCAGAUGAAGACAAAGAUGGUGACAUGACUCAAACUCAAAACAUCACUAGUCAAACCGGCAAUCAGGAGCUUCCAAUUAGAGAUGGUCGAUUGGCAUCCGGAUAUCCGCGCGGAUGCGGAUAUCCGGCUGCUUUUUCCGGCCAUCUGAGCAUCCAAAUCCCGCAUCCGCAACCCGCUGGCGGGUAUCCGUCGGCCACAGCGGGUAUCCUAGGAUACCCGCACUCUAAAGGGCCGGCUGGAAGGGCUUCUUUCAGCCAGCGAGGUACUUGUACUCAUCGACUGGAAGGGUGCCCUCCAAUCGACGAGGUACUUGUACCUCGUCGACCGGAAGGGCUUCCUUCAGCCGGCGAGGUACUUGUACUCGUCGACUGGAAAGGGUGUCCUUCCAGCCGGCGAGCUGGGGAGGUACUUGUCCCUCGUCAACCGGAAGGGUGUCCUUCCAGUCGACAAGGUACUUGUACCUCGCCGGCUGGAAGGAGACCCUUCCAGCCGGCCAUCUACCCUUCCGGCCGUGGGUAUCCUUUGGGAUACCCGGAUACCCGCCAAAUUUUUGAGGAAAAGGGGCCAUCCGCACCCGUUGGCGGGUAUCCGUUGGCACUGGCAGGUAUCCGCCAGCGGAUAACGGGUAUCCGCGACAGAUACCCUUCGACCAUCUCUACUUCCAAUUGA